This is a messenger RNA of Linum tenue, 799 nucleotides long. The record is from the annotation of a GenBank genome assembly. Lineage: Eukaryota; Viridiplantae; Streptophyta; Magnoliopsida; Malpighiales; Linaceae.
CUCGAAUUGAUUCGCCGUCUCAAUGCUCAUAUGGCGAGGUUCUGGUGGGGAGCAACCCAACAUCAUCGUCGAAUCCAUUGGCGAGCUUGGAAAUCCCUUUGUCUAAGUAAGUUUGAUGGAGGGUUGGGUUUUCGAGAGUUUGGUUGCUUUAACCAGGCAUUGUUGGCGAAAGUUGCUUGGAGGGUUGUCCAUGAUCCUACUUCUCUUAUUGCCCGGAUCUAUCGAGGGAAGUAUUUUGCCGUUUCAGGAGAUUUCUUGUCGGCAGGAGUGGGUUCGAAUCCAUCUUGGGGGUGGCGGAGCAUAUUAUUUGGUAGGGAUCUUUUGGUUCAGGGUAUCCGUUGGCAGGUGGGGAAUGGGUUUUCAAUCCGAGCUUGUGUUGAUCCUUGGCUUCCUACCUCUCCUCCUUCGAGCCCUCUCCUUCGUCCAGCACUCGAUUCCGGAUGAACUUAUUUGGCAGCCAGAGCCUUCAGGGCAAUUUACGGUGAAGUCGGCCUAUCAUUUAGCUUUUUCAUUGCACCGUACUCCUCCAAAGAAGGCUGGUGUGGAUAUUGUUGAUUGUGGAAUGUGGAAAUGGCUCUGGAUCAGGAAAGUUCCCCCUAAACUAAAAUUUUUCAUGUGGCAAUGUCUUCACCGAAUUCUUCCGACUCGAGAGGCUUUAGCUUUGCGCGGCAUGGACAUUAUUCCUAUUUGUCCGGUUUGUGGGAAGAAGGAAGAGACCCUGGAACAUCUCUUCUUCCUCUGUUCCGUGGCUAGACGUCUUUGGCGUAAGAUUGGCUUCAAUGAUCAUCUUCGUUCUUGG